Talaromyces marneffei is the source of this 345-nucleotide messenger RNA. RefSeq lists its product as uncharacterized. The transcript is spliced from 2 exons. The coding region runs from base 1 to 345 and encodes 114 amino acids. NCBI's taxonomy places the organism in Eukaryota, Fungi, Ascomycota, Eurotiomycetes, Eurotiales, Trichocomaceae. The record is from RefSeq and is a predicted model, not a curated record.
AUGGCCGGUAUCUCUGUUCAUGGUACUAUCACCAUCGACCCCAAGAACAAGGACACUUUCCUUGCUGCCUUGAAGCCUACCUUCGAUGCUAUCAAGGCCGAGCCCUUGAACCUCUUCUUCGAGAUCUCCUAUGAUGAAAAGAACGCUGGAGUUUUCAAGCUCAUUGAGAGCUGGAACUGCACCUCUGAAUACAUCAUGAGCACCCAGCUCCAAAAGGACUACUACAAGCCUUACCAUGCUGCUGUGGAGCCCCUCCUCAUUAAGCCCUUCGAGGUCCAAGUCUUCAACCGCUUGGGUGGCGAGUGGGCCAGCGUCAACGCCGCCGUCUACCCUGCCAGCUCUUAA